UUACCCUUUUUUUCUCUUAAUCCAAGAAAUCAAACACAAAUUCACAAUUAUAUUAGUUAUAUCUAUUUGUUUUUGUUGACAUCCACCUUAUUUUUUCAUGCACUUGUAUCCAAUGUUUAAAUUGCACAGUAUUAUGGUUUGAUAGUGGACUCCAUGAAAGUGUAUAGAACGUAAUUUAAGAAAACUAGAAUGGUGAAAAUGUUCCAAAUGCUGAAUUUGUCUAUUAUUAACUGCAUUUUCCAUUGUAUAAUUUUGAUUUAAAACAUUUUGAUCCAUAAUGUUGGUCUUAAUUUGUGAAGUUCAAUGUACAGUGUACAAAAGAUUGGUAUGGGGAUAGGAAUAUGUUGUACAUUAAUGUAAUUAUUUUCAUUGUCAAUUUUUAUUUGUAUCAUAAAUGCCUUGUACAGUGUUUUUAUUUUUGUUUUGUUUAUUUGUUGUUAUUUUCUUUUAAAUUAUUUUGUAUUUUAUUUUUAUAAACUUGAAUAAAAUUUUCAUUCAGCAUGCCAAACAAGGACUUUUGUUUUAAAAAGCUGACACGCAAAGUGGUUGCCAUAGAAGCCAAAACAGUUUACGCAUAACUACUUAUUACAAAUUAAAGUGUUGUGGCAGCUUUGCCAAUAGUCACACAAACGACGCAAUGAUGGACUUGACUGAAAAUUUAAAAUCGCUUGGAUUUGAGGCCGGACUCACGGAGGAUGAGAAAGAAUGUCUGUAUCUGCGCAGUCGCUCAGCCGGGUUGACUGUAAGCGGAUGUGCGCAUGCUGUGUUUGUGUGUCAGCUAGUCCGUUUAUUAAGAAAGAAAGUUUCUGAGAAUGUCACUUCUAAAACCCAUCUGUCUGUUGGUAUAAUUGGUGGAGGACACAUGGGUAAACAGCUGGCAAUAGUUUUAAUGCAUGUAAACAACAUCAAGCCAUCUGACAUCAACAUCUCAACUAAAAGACCAGAGAAUUUAGUAGAAAUUUCAAAGACGGGUGUUGAAUGUUACUAUGACAACAUUAGACUGGCUAAGUGGGCAGAUGUGCUGUUCCUCUGUGUCUUGCCCUCUCAUCUACCUCAAGUGUGUGCAGACCUUCGCUCCCAUCUGCCCUCGCGCUGUCUUGUUUACAGUUUUACCUCUGCGACUCCAUUAAAAAGGCUUGCAACACUCCUUGACCACAGCUUUAUUAUUAAACCCCGGUAUGAGUUUGUGGCUUGCGGUGAUGUCACCAAGAUGUGGUACCUCCACAGUGAAGUGACAGCAGCUUUAAAAGAUAAGGAAGUGCUUGCAGCCUCCAUUCCUACUUCAAUGAGUGGUGGCCUCUCCCUGGAUCUGAGUUGGGUGUCUGCUGUGCUGUACAGUCUUCUCAACAUGUGUACCGCUGAGAAACUUGGGUCCCAAAAGGCUCUUCAACUACUUAAUGAUCUGUUUAAGACAAACAUCACAACAAAUACAUUUAGUCUUCAAAGCUUUGUUAACUCAUCGUGUGCUUCUGCUCUUCUUAACUCUGAUGACUCUUUUCCAUGGAUCAACCUGGUUGAUGCACAAACUGAAACGACUCCAUUAUCUGAUUUGGUAUCAAGAAAUCAAAGCUUGCAAGACUGCAUUUCAGUUGUGUUCCAAAAUAUGUUCUCAAAUCUGGAAGAUGGACCAAACGAUGCUUUACCUGGGGGAAACAGAAAUUAAACUGCACAAAAUAUCAGCUUUA
Misgurnus anguillicaudatus (oriental weatherfish) is the source of this 1685-nucleotide messenger RNA. Its product is annotated as NADP-dependent oxidoreductase domain-containing protein 1. Gene Ontology annotation, molecular function: pyrroline-5-carboxylate reductase activity. Gene Ontology annotation, biological process: L-proline biosynthetic process. NCBI's taxonomy places the organism in Eukaryota, Metazoa, Chordata, Actinopteri, Cypriniformes, Cobitidae. The record is from RefSeq and is a predicted model, not a curated record.